Molecule: messenger RNA, 2492 nt
Organism: Paramisgurnus dabryanus
Lineage: Eukaryota; Metazoa; Chordata; Actinopteri; Cypriniformes; Cobitidae
Source: RefSeq, a predicted model, not a curated record
GUUAGUAUCCUGAACCACCCAUGAAAACAUAACACAUUCAGCCAGAUGCCUAGAUCAAGCCUCAACAUAAACAGUGGAUGAAACUUUGAAAAAUCAAAAGCAUGGAGCAUAAAAAACACAAAGUGCAGCAUGGGGCAGAGAAGGCUGCUGAAUGGAAAGAUGAGAGUUGCAUUAAAGGAAAAUGCUUGGAUGACAAGAAUAGAUGGAAUGGUGCCGGGUUAUGUGAGCUGGAACUAAAUAUAAGGAUGGAGGUUGGAUUAAUUGGGAACAUGGAUGUAAAGAAGGAGAUACAAGAUGAAAAUAAACCAGCUCAAUUUAAAACCGUAGGACAUGAUACAAAGGGACAAAGUAGAAUAAUAGAUGGUUCAAAGAUGCAGUCUUGUACAAAGAUACCUUGUGAAGAAACUACUAAGAAAGAGAGCGUAGGUCAGCUGGAUGUCAAUGACUACCUAGUCCUUCUAAAAUCACUACGCAUCAGUUUACCCAAAGGUGUUCUGAACCCUAAAGUCAUCGAACUCUCACAUACUGCAGACAUGAUUCAGAAAGCCAAGGAUAUUGUGGAAGAUCUGGAAAACUUCAAACUCAAGUUUAACAGCAUUCCACGUCUCGGCUGCCGGGAAGUUAAGAGCUCACUGGCACUGAAAAAAAAUGGGAAAGUUCUUGAAACGGCAAUAAUGAUUUUCUUUGAAAAAAUAAAAGAUUCAGAGGAAACCCAGGAAACCCUAAAAGCAAAGUGGAGGGAGAAUGCAUCAAACAUGGCCUGCAGAUUUAGAUUCAAAGACAAAUACAAGACAGUUGCUAUCUCCGCACCUGCUAUGUACGCCACAAGAGAAACAAGGAGCUGGGAACAUUUGGAAGUAGGGGAAAAUCUUGCAAAUGUUUAUGAGGGUACUGCAGUAAAAGUGCACGAUAUUGAGAACAGACAGUAUUGUGAUGAGUCAACUCUUGAGAAAUACCCCCCUUGUCCUGAAAAAUUUGGCAUGUACUUCCAGAACCCAGCAGAUGAACUUGAAUGCCUUAAAUUUUUCCAUGAGUUGGGAGAAAUAGACAAAAACAAGAGAGUGAGCUAUUCCAAAAAUGUAAAAGUGGAUUUUGGAUUUCUUAGUGGAAGACUGGACUUCUUAGCGGAGGUAACAGACUCAAUAGCUAAUGGCAAAGCAAAAGGCACAGAAAGAGAAAAAUUUGUGAUUGAAUGUAAAGGAACAACUGGGGAUAUGGUAGGAAACCUCUUCACAAAACCAAAAAAUGGUGGCCGUCAUGCGCUGCUGAAUGAAACACAUGAGUACUACUAUCAGGUUCAGGCCUACAUGUACAUAUUAAAUAGGUCAGCAAAACAAACACAAACCUUCACCUCGGAUAGGGCUGUCAUGGUGAUCAGACACUAUCAUGGGAAUGGACAAGAACCCAGAGAUUUCUACUGGAAUUAUAUGGAGAAGAAUGCAGCAGUGCAGCAGCAGAUAGAUGAACUCUGUGCUUUCUGUAAAGAAGACGUUCUGGCCUGUUUUCUGGCUGUUCUCAAUCUGAUAUUCCAGCUGGAUGAGUAACAAGAGAAUAAACCUAUAGUGCGAUUUACUAGACAGGGAUUAGACUAGUCUCAGACUAAAAUAAAUGUAAGAGCUAUUUUAAAAUACAUCAGUUCCCCUUUGUGUUGCCUCAAAAUGUACACAAGUGACGGAUCCUACCUUAGAUCCUCACAUGCAGAAUGUUUUUAUUGUUGUGUUUUUUAGUUCAUUCCUAAUCAUUUAUUUACAUAAUCAUCAUAAUCAUUUUAUAAUCAUUAGUUAUCCAUAUAAUCGUUUAUUUUAUUAUAUUUUCAUUUAUUCAUUCAUUCAUCAUUAUAUUUCUAUAUUUUAUUAUAUUAUUCAUUCAUUCAUUCAUUAUAUUUCUGUUGUAUUUCUGAUUUUGUUCAGUCUUAUAGUGGUCUCACAUUUGUGAAAUUUUAUGAGCUGUCUGUGUGUAAACAGAGAUAGAUAAAGAGAAUGUUUAUGGAAGCUCAAGGUUUGUGGGAUGUUGCUAUUAAAGGUGCAGUGUGUAAAUUUUAGCGGCAUCUAGUGGUAAGUUUGCGAAUUGCAACCAACAGCUCAGUCCACUGCUCACUCCUCGCUUUUGAAACGCAUAGAGAAGCUACGGUAGCAGCCACCGGAAAAACAUGUCAUCGUCGGAGACAACUUAGUAAAAAAACGUUUGUCCGUUAAGGGCUUCAGAAACAUGGCGGCACAAAAUGGCAACUUCCACGUAAGGGGACCCUCAGUGUAUGUAAAUAAAAACGUCUCAUUCUUAGGUAAUAAAAACACAACGGUUCAUUAUAAAAAAAGUCUUUAUACACCCCUGAAAAUACAGUUUUGCAAAUUAUUUUGCAUUUCUGUCAACAGAUCCUUCUAAAUAUUACACACUGCACCUUUAAGCAUUUUGGUAUAACAGUGCAUGUUGAAUUCAUGCUUGGGGGGCAUGGGUUGAAUGAGGUUUGAACAUUGAGACAUAUGCAACUAAAG